Molecule: messenger RNA, 4941 nt
Organism: Ochotona curzoniae (black-lipped pika)
Lineage: Eukaryota; Metazoa; Chordata; Mammalia; Lagomorpha; Ochotonidae
Gene: BTBD3
Product: BTB domain containing 3
Exons: 4
Coding region: 395-2005 (536 amino acids)
Biological process (GO): dendrite morphogenesis; neurogenesis; cerebral cortex development
Cellular component (GO): cytosol
Molecular function (GO): protein binding
Source: RefSeq, a predicted model, not a curated record
UCCAUUCACCACCACACAACUUCAGCCGGCUCAGCAGACGCGUUCGGCUCCAGCACAUCUUGCUAACCUAAUUCAGAAAACAAGUGCUACCGCUCAGUGCCUGUCGUCUUUGCUCAGGGUAGCAUUUUCAGGUGAUCUAGGAAACGGUUAUUGUUAUGAACAAAUAAGAAAAGCAGGAAUCAUGAUGGGGAUGUAUUUAACAGAUCCAGCACUGGAUAAAACUUAAAAGCCAGUUUCUGUUCAACAUAGUGAAAAGGUCACCUUGCCUGGCUGAGAAAAGCAGCAAAAUACCGGCUUGUUGGUUUGUUAACAUCUUAGCUCCAGCUGGGCUCGUUUUCCUUGAUGUUCGAUCCAGUUUGGGAUAUCUGGCCAUAAAGAGAGACAUACUGUACUCAUGGUAGAUGACAAGGAAAAGAACAUGAAAUGUCUCACCUUCUUCUUGAUGCUUCCAGAGACGGUAAAGAGCAGGUCCAAGAAAAGCUCCAAGAAAGCCAGUAGCAGCGGCAGCAGCAGCGGCAGCAGUGGCAGUGGUGGCGGCAGCAGCAGUGGCGGCAGCAGCACCAAGUUGCCCCCCGUUUGUUAUGAAAUAAUUACAUUAAAGACAAAAAAGAAGAAGAAGAUGGCUGCUGAUAUAUUCCCCCGGAAAAAACCAGCCGGCUCCAGCAGCACCACUGUCCAGCAGUACCACCAGCAGAACCUGAGCAACAACAACCUUAUCCCGGCCCCGAACUGGCAAGGGCUCUAUCCCACCAUCAGAGAAAGAAAUGCGGUGAUGUUCAAUAAUGAUUUGAUGGCAGAUGUACAUUUUGUGGUUGGGCCACCAGGUGGGACUCAGCGGUUGCCAGGACACAAAUAUGUUUUAGCUGUUGGGAGCUCUGUGUUCCAUGCAAUGUUUUAUGGAGAACUUGCUGAGGACAAAGAUGAAAUCCGUAUACCAGAUGUCGAACCUGCUGCUUUUCUUGCUAUGCUGAAAUAUAUCUAUUGUGAUGAGAUUGACUUGGCUGCUGACACAGUCCUGGCCACUCUUUACGCUGCCAAAAAGUACAUCGUCCCUCACCUUGCCAGAGCCUGCGUUAAUUUCCUGGAGACCAGCCUGAGCGCCAAGAACGCCUGUGUGCUCCUGUCCCAGAGCUGCCUGUUCGAAGAGCCAGACCUGACACAGCGCUGCUGGGAGGUGAUCGACGCCCAGGCCGAGUUAGCCCUCAAGUCCGAGGGCUUCUGCGAUAUCGACUUCCAGACUCUGGAAAGUAUUCUCCGCAGGGAGACUCUGAAUGCCAAAGAAAUCGUGGUGUUUGAGGCAGCUCUCAACUGGGCUGAAGUCGAAUGCCAGCGGCAAGAUCUAGCCUUGAGCAUUGAGAAUAAACGCAAAGUCCUGGGAAAGGCACUUUACCUGAUCCGCAUCCCCACAAUGGCCCUUGAUGACUUUGCCAACGGUGCUGCACAGUCCGGAGUAUUAACUCUCAAUGAGACUAACGACAUCUUCCUCUGGUACACCGCAGCCAAAAAGCCCGAGCUGCAGUUUGUGAGUAAAGCCCGCAAGGGCCUUGUUCCCCAGCGCUGUCACCGAUUCCAGUCCUGUGCCUAUCGGAGCAACCAGUGGCGCUACCGGGGCCGCUGUGACAGUAUCCAGUUUGCGGUUGACAAGAGAGUGUUCAUCGCUGGCUUUGGGCUGUACGGCUCCAGCUGUGGCUCUGCGGAAUACAGUGCCAAGAUUGAACUCAAGCGGCAGGGCGUGGUCCUGGGGCAGAACUUGAGCAAGUACUUCUCAGAUGGCUCCAGCAACACCUUCCCUGUGUGGUUUGAAUACCCAGUGCAGAUUGAGCCAGACACCUUCUACACAGCCAGUGUGAUCCUCGAUGGCAAUGAACUCAGCUACUUCGGACAGGAGGGCAUGACGGAAGUGCAGUGUGGCAAAGUGACUGUCCAAUUCCAGUGCUCCUCGGACAGCACUAAUGGCACUGGGGUACAGGGAGGCCAGAUCCCUGAACUUAUAUUCUAUGCUUGAAAACUCCCUUCCUGAAGCAGUGUGAGCUAGAGGUGCGCGUUUGGCCCCUGCUUGCUUGACGCUCGUUAGCUCCUGUGCAAAUGUAUGAUCAGCGCUGGUGAUUCGCAGUGAAUGGAGCAGUAGAAAGCUUUUGAUUUCUUUCAACCUUUCAAUUAUGUACAAGCAAAGAUGCACAGCCGCAUUCCGCUUUUACCUAGAUGCUUCACGGAGCCGAGUCGCUUAGGCCAUGUAGUUUUAGAGCUGUACCACUGGGGGGAUGUUGUGCUUGCUCCUAAAUGCCCCACUGGCCUCCCAGAUUUGCCUCUCUGAAGACAGUUUGGGAUCACCUGGGAUUUCCUUUCAGGUUUUCUUUGAUGAAUAGGAAAGAGCGGAAAUAAUGACAUAUAGAGUUAUUUUAAAGCAGACUCCUUCCCCUCCAGAAAAAACAAACACAAAAAAACAUACAAACCUCAGUGUACAGUUACGAAAGUUUUCCUUUGUAUUAAGUUGCAGUUUAGAAAGUUGAUAGUCGUCAUGUUUGGCUCUUAUUUUUCUCCUUUUAAAUUUGUUACUUCUGGGUCUUGUUUUUUUUUUUUUUUUUUUUUAAUCCUAAAUUCAUAGAAUUGUCCAUUUUAAACACUUCAAAGGAAAAUAAAGAAUUUGAGGCCAUGACCUCUAUUCCGAGCAGAAUUAGCCUUCAUUUAGAAGAAAAAAAAUAUUUAAGUACAUGCUUGUUUUAGAAGCAACUAAAUUCUACGUUUAUCAAUAGACGUUGCACACCUGAUAAUUUAAGCUGAAACUAAAGACAAAUCCUAAAAAUGUCUCAUACUGCAGAUAAUUUAAUUAAUGGCACAUUAGCAUAACAGUUUGAACAAAACCAAACUCUCUUUCUCACCACCUAGCUUUUAAUCCUCACUGUUUGCUUGUUUUUAUAAAUUGCACUGUAUAAAAUUCUCAUUCCCUUUUCCCAUUCCAAGAGGACCAAACAUGACUUCACAGGGAUGGAGCCGCACUUAGUUUUGUAGCACUAUAUGUAAAUGUGAUGAUACUUUUACUUUUUUUUUAUCUGAAAUACUCUUUACCCAAUCUUCUUUGUAUGCCAUCUUUUUCGUUAAUUAUAAUUCCGUACUGUUUCUGGACUGCUAGAAUAUGGCCUGUGGCCGUCCUAAAGUGCCAAUAUAUGCCUGCAGGGUUUUUGAAAAAAUGGUCUAGAGUGACACACUUGAUGAUCACUAAUAUUCAUUGCAUCAGCAUCACAGUCCAGCUCCCUUGCUUGUCCACAGUUCAUGCCAACAAAGAACGGAAAAUUCACUGCAAAGCUCUCCUUCAGAGAUGACUGGCGUUCCGCUAGUGCCUGUAGCACUGGAGUGUUGAGUGUUUUCACCUCCAGUGCAAGUAUCCACGUGUUUCUGGGCAACUGUUGUGCUCAGUGUCAUCCUGAGAUGGCGUCCCCCGCCGCCCAGAGUGUGGUCUCUGGCCACCUCCUUCUCCUGCUCUGCAAAGCCUCAGCUGGCUGGGCUGGAGCCAGGGGCUAGUCAAGGGUUGUGCGUGUGUGUGUGCAGGCACACUCGCACGCAUGCAAGUGCGGUUGCCAACUCAGGAUCUGUGUCCUCCCUGCCUGGCUGGUGAGAGGUGGGACAGAAAGAGUUCCCCCCUUCUGGCCUGAGCAAGGCCCACGAGGGACUGCCCUGGUUUACCGUGUUUCCAGGCCCCAUCGCCCCAUGGGUGGGGGCCUGUCGCCUUUGGAGGAGAACACUGGAUUAGGAGAAAUGUUGCCUUCACUUUUGCCAUUACCUGUGUCUGUCAGCCUCUGUUGGCAUAGAUCAGAAGCUGUUCUGGUGACUGGGGAAGAUCACUCCCAGGGUAACUUUCAGACAGUCUCAAACAGCCAUUUCCUAUUAGGGAAAUUGCAGGUAGUAGUUUUGGCAAAGCGUUGAUGGAAACAAAGAAAAGGUACAUUUUCAAUGGAAAAAAAAACACACUUGUACAAAGGAUUUUAUUUUUAAGUCAUAUUGAAAUAUUUCAGUACCUUGUAGCUACCAAGCACAUUGGUAGAUCUGAUUAGAAGGCACUGAUUAGAAGCCAGAGGAGAAGGGAGUUUUUCCAUUCAUUCAUUCAUCCUGACUGUUGAGGUGGGUGUGAUUGCUGGCCUUAGUGUGAACAUCUUUCGUUUGCUGACACACACUGUCAGUGCUCCUGUUAGAUGCCCUCCACGUGCCUAAGAAACUGCUGGGUGAAAGCCACCUGAGACCUGUACACUGGGUAUACAAGAUCCUAAUGUGUGUUCUAUUCGUCACUGUUACUUUAAAAAAAAAUGACAUAUCCACUGUCUGCAUGGCUUUGGCCAAGAGCUGUGGGUAAAAUUGGAAAAUAAUAUUUAGGUGGAGAAAAAAAAUAUUUAAAGCCCUAUCCUCCUUUGCGUGUUUUUCAACAAAUGGAAUGAAGGCUAAUCUAUUUGCUUUAUUUUCUUUGGUAAUCCUGACUUUUGUAGCUUUUACAGCAAGAAACCAUUGUUCUGAAGAAGCAGGCAACUCUUAACGUAUAAACACACAAGUUUAUUAAACAGUAUGCUGUAGAUGCUUCCCCCACUGUGUCUGGCAGUCUUUGUUGUUGUUAAUACUGGGGAUCAAGGGGCUAGGCUAGCAGUUCUGAUGUACCAUUCUUUAAGCAUAUUUUAAAAUAGUAUUUAAGUAAAUGGUCUAAUUUCUACAUAAUGAUUGCACUGAACUGUCUUUUGUUUUUUUAUGGUGUUUAAGCUCAGCUAAUUCAAGACACUGUAGCCAUCAGCGUGCUUGAAUUUAGUAGCUUUUACAGCAUUAUUUAUGAAGGAAAAAAUAUAAAUAUGAAGUACCUCAUGUUGAAUGUUAUUGUACUGUAUUUUUAAUGUAACAGUGCAGAUCUUGUUAGACACAUGAAUGUGUAUACUCAUGUUAAAUGCAAAUAAAACAAAACUGGUU